Schistocerca piceifrons (Central American locust) is the source of this 1026-nucleotide messenger RNA. RefSeq names its product LWamide neuropeptides-like. Bases 1 to 1026 code for a protein of 341 amino acids. Lineage: Eukaryota; Metazoa; Arthropoda; Insecta; Orthoptera; Acrididae. The record is from RefSeq and is a predicted model, not a curated record. The transcript has a single exon.
AUGGGAAAAACGCAAAUAUGGGAAAAACGCAAAUAUGAGAAAAACGCAAAUAUAGGAAAAACGCAAAUAUGGGAAAAACGCACAAAUGGGAAAAUCGCACAAAUGGGAAAAUGGGAAAAUCGCACAAAUAGGAAAAUGGGAAAAUCGCACAAAUGGGAAAAUGGGAAAAUGGGAAAAUCGCAAAAGUGGGAAAAUCGCAAAAGUGGGAAAAUCGCAAAAGUGGGAAAAUCGCAAAAGUGGGAAAAUCGCAAAAGUGGGAAAAUCGCAAAAGUGGGAAAAUCGCAAAAGUGGGAAAAUCGCAAAAGUGGGAAAAUCGCAAAUAUGGGAAAAACGCAAAUAUGGGAAAAACGCAUAUAUGGGAAAAACGCAAAUAUGGGAAAAACGCAUAUAUGGGAAAAACGCAUAUAUGGGAAAAACUCAUAUAUGGGAAAAACGCAUAUAUGGGAAAAACGCAUAUAUGGGAAAAACGCACAUAUGGGAAAAACGCGCAUAUGGGAAAAACGCACAUAUGGGAAAAACGCACAUAUGGGAAAAACGCACAUAUGGGAAAAACGCAUAUAUGGGAAAAACGCAUAUAUGGGAAAAACGCAUAUAUGGGAAAAACGCAUAUAUGGGAAAAACGCAUAUAUGGGAAAAACGCAAAUGUGGGAAAAACGCAAAGUAGGGGAAAAACGCAAAUUAGGGGAAAAACGCAAAUUAGGGGAAAAACGCAAAUGGGGAAAAACGCAAAUGGGGAAAAACGCAAAUGAGGGGAAAACGCAAAUGGGGGAAAAACGCAAAUGGGGGAAAAACGCAAAUGGGGGAAAAACGCAAAUGUGGGAAAAACGCAAAUGUGGGAAAAAGGCAAUAUGGGAAAUACGCAAAUAUGGGAAAUACGCAAAUAUGGGUAAAAUGCAAAUAUGGGAAAAACGCAAAUAUGGGAAAAACGCAAAUAUGGGAAAAACGCAAAUAUGGGAAAAAUGCAAAUAUGAGAAAAACACAAAUAUUGCAAAUCGUAAAUAUGGGAAAAAAGCAAAUAUGGGAUAA